Molecule: messenger RNA, 1880 nt
Organism: Sphaeramia orbicularis (orbiculate cardinalfish)
Lineage: Eukaryota; Metazoa; Chordata; Actinopteri; Kurtiformes; Apogonidae
Gene: meox1
Product: mesenchyme homeobox 1
Exons: 3
Coding region: 408-1205 (265 amino acids)
Biological process (GO): somite development; positive regulation of transcription by RNA polymerase II
Cellular component (GO): nucleus
Molecular function (GO): DNA-binding transcription factor activity, RNA polymerase II-specific; RNA polymerase II cis-regulatory region sequence-specific DNA binding
Source: RefSeq, a predicted model, not a curated record
ACAGCCAGCCAAGAAGGGGAGUCAUGCAGUUACGGAUGCAGCUCUCCCAACACGCCACAAGCCAGUCAGAGAAAGAGGGUGUGUGAGAGCAAGACAGAGGGAAAGUGUGUGUGAGCGUGUCAGGACCAGAGGCUCCGAAGGACGUCACACACACACUCCCAAAAAGAAAGGGGAAACACACUGUCACAGGAAGGCGUCUAUCCUCACGCGCUUUGGGCCGUGGAAGAGUCAGCAGCCUCAGAUAGACGUGAGUACUCCAGAGGUGGAUGCAGUGAGAUGAUGACUAGUGUUUAAUAAGUGCAAUCAGCUAAGUGGAGUUUUCUCAACACUGAUAAAAGACAAAUCCUGCCUUAAGUUGGACUCAUAAUUGAGUGAUUCAAGAGUGUGUGAAGUGUAUUUGCACCACUAUGGAUCAGCCAGCCAGCAGCUGCAUGCGGAGCGCUCAUCCUGGUAGCCCCAUUUGGGGUUGCAUGAGGAACCCUCACUCAGGUGUCCCGGGGGGGAAUCUGCAGUACCAGCAGGCCCCUUUCUCCCUGCACCAGAAGCCUGAGUUCCUGGCCUACACAGAUUUCUCCAGCUCCUGCCUGGUGCCAGCCUCACCGCAUCCAGCCUACCCCCGUGACGACAGACUGUACCAAGACAGCCAAGGGGGUUAUCAGAGAGCCGAUUGGCAGUUCAGCUCCUGUGAGACACGGGCGAGGGCUCCCGAGGCCUGUCCACCUGUUGCCCCCGUGGCGGUGGGCGCUGGAGGUGGAGGGGUCAACGUAGGGCCAGAGAUGGACAGUGUAGGUGGCGAGCGGCUGCCGGGGGCUGUGUCCGUGUGCCUGGAUGGAGAAUACUCACCCCAGAGCGUGGCAUCAGCUGACUCAGAUAAGAAGAGCUCCAAUAAAAGAAAGAGGGACGUCACAGAUAUCCAAGAGGCCAGUUAUAAGGUGGACUCCAGCUGCAAGGCGAGGAAAGAGCGCACAGCCUUCACCAAGGAGCAGCUGAGAGAGCUGGAAGCCGAGUUCACCCACCACAACUACCUGACCAGGCUCCGUCGCUACGAGAUCGCCGUCAACCUGGACCUCACAGAGAGACAGGUGAAAGUGUGGUUCCAGAACAGGAGGAUGAAGUGGAAGAGAGUAAAAGGAGGACAGUCAGGCUCACCAAACGACCUGGAAAAUGACGAUAUAGACUCUGCGGCUUCACCCAGCUCUGAAUGAGCGAGGGACCAAGAGGCGCUGUUAAAAGUACACGCCAACAGCAUCAUGACAUACGCAGACUGGGGUCAAGUGGAUGCAAAUGCAGCGCUAUGCAACAUUUUGUCAUUUCAAGUUGCCUGUGGGAAUCAAAUGAGACUUUUUUUUUUUUCCCCAGAAAGAAACUAGACAUCCAGUUUGCUUUUGUGGUUGUUGAUGUAAAUAUUUGAUUUAUGUCCACAAUGAAUUGCAUUAUGAUGUGCCAUUGAUAAAUACUUGUUAUAAAUCCCAAUUCUUGUUGCAGUAACUAUGGUUAUAUACUAUAUUUGACAUGAUACCUCACCAAAACUCCAAGUCUACAGUCAUUGCAGAGCAGUGACAAAGCCAACGAACAGCUUAAAGGCUAGUGAUAACAUACAGGAGCAUGAUGUGAUUGUGUUUGAGCACAUCCUCUCUGGUUCCAGUACAGUAAUUAUGACCUUUGAUGCUUGACUACAACCACCUGGGAAAACUCAGAUUGCACAAAUGUUGCCAAGCCAUAAGUGCCUCCAAUAUCAGAUUUUUUUGUCAUUUUUUCCCCUAGAGUAUAGUUUUUUGUUCUAUCAAGGAUUAUAAAAAAAAAAAAAACUUUUUUAUACAUUUUGAAUGUUAUUGAUAAAAUACAGAUGUUGCCUGUUUCUGCAAAUAGAAUAAAUCAUC